Molecule: messenger RNA, 726 nt
Organism: Andrographis paniculata
Lineage: Eukaryota; Viridiplantae; Streptophyta; Magnoliopsida; Lamiales; Acanthaceae
Product: DNA-binding protein S1FA-like
Exons: 2
Coding region: 183-461 (92 amino acids)
Biological process (GO): regulation of DNA-templated transcription
Cellular component (GO): nucleus
Molecular function (GO): DNA binding
Source: RefSeq, a predicted model, not a curated record
CGUACACGCCUCCUGCUAUUGCUGUAAUUUGGGUUUUGGAUUGCAAAUUUGCAGUCGCCCCAACGGAGUGUGUGUUCUUUCUCACCACUCUAACUUCAUAUAAGAAUAAUACUAAUAAUCUGUUCCCCUUCUAGAUCUUGCCCUUUUUUCUCCCCUUUUUCCUUGAUUUUGCUUGGAGAGCGAUGGAUUACGAAGGAGAUUUCGACGAUCACAUCCCGCCCCCUUCGUUUGAUAGGAUGACAAAUUUGGGGAAAGAUGCAGUAGUGGGCAAAGGAGGAUUCAACCCAGGAUUGAUUGUGUUGCUGGUGGUGGGUGGGCUGCUGCUGCUAUUCCUGAUUGGAAAUUAUGCUCUGUAUCUGUAUGCCCAAAAGACCCUUCCCCCAAAGAAGAAGAAGCCCAUUUCCAAGAAGAAGAUGAAGAGGGAGAGACUCAAGCAAGGUGUGUCAGCACCUGGAGAAUAAUCAUUAAUGGUAAGAAUUAGCCUGAACUAGCACUUGCCCAUUUCAAGAACUUCGGCAAUUAUAAUGCAAGAAAGAACACUUGUUUGUUUACACAGGGUUUUAGACUAUAGAUUUGGAACCACCAUCCACCCAACCAUGUUGAUCUCUUUUUUACAUGUUUGGUUGUAAUUUGUUGUUUGUUCUGUUUGCUGGAGAUUUAGACAUAUAUCUCGUCAUCAUCAUCAUUUUGUUUAAAUUUCAGUUGGGAGGUUCUGGAUUUUUGGAA